UUUUUCGAAGUUAUAUUUUUCGAUGUUCCCUCAUCUGGAACUACAAAUUAGUACUCAAAAAGAUUUCAUUUAACAUUUGCUCCUUCUCUAUUCAUCAACAUUCUCUGAUAUAACUUUUGCUUCGCUUUUCGUCAGACAGUUGUUUUGCAGAAAAGUUCGUUUAAACUUUAAUUUACUUAUGCUUUACCAAGCAACAGUCGCCAGUUUUAUUAGAGAUAAGCAUAGAAAGCCAGCAAUCAUUGCGACAUAUACCUUGCUUUCUUCGCUACGUUGUUAAAGUAUGAAUAUAGAAUGCCAAGUAUUAACAGUUAUUUUUUUUGGCGUAGACUGUGACAAAUGAUACAAAAUCUAAUUUUACUAUAAAAAUUCAUGUGACGUCAUUCUAAUUGAAAGGAAAAAGGAAGCAUGGAAAAGCUCAAAUAGCAUAUAAAUUGUAAACAAAAACGUAAAGACUUCUAUUUAUUCGUAAAAUAAACUUAAUUUACUAGUUUUCGGUGAAAAAAAAAAUUAAUGGAAGUAAUUGAAUAAUUUACGGACAAAUAUGUGAGUAAUUUUUAUAUAAUUACUUGUAUCUAUUCGUUGUUCGUCUUUCAACGUUUUCGUGAGAAUAAAUGGUUUUAAGGAAAAACAUUCUUGGCAUCCGGUGAAGGAUUUCGUCUAAACCGCUUGACAGCUAAUGUGUUAAAGAGGACUGUGAUUGCGAUGAUGCAGUUGAUUCUUUUAUUGUAGCAUAUUGUGAAUUGUAAAGUAAAGCGGGGAAAGAUGUGUGUGAAUCGGCCAUUAAUCCCCUAAAUAAAAUCGAAAGGAAUGACCGUGAAUAAUCAAUGACGUUGAUAGAUGUGACAAAAAUUUAUAUCGAUAGUACUUUACACCAACCUCUAAAACAAUAUAAACAAAUAUUUUUAAAACAUUUCGUUAACUUAAAAAAUAACAUAAGGUUAUUAAAAAAAAAGAUGAAAAACUCUGAUGAUUCUAUAGUUUUGAGUUCCCGCCGGAAAAGUACAGUAUGGACCCGUGAAAAAAUUGCACAAUUGAUUGAACUUUACCGUCAGCAUGACUGCUUGUGGAACCACUAUACUGAGGCAUAUAAAAAUAAGGAAAAACGAACAAAAGCCAUCGACGAUAUUUGUAAUAGCUUACACAUAACCAAAUUAGAGUUUGGAAAAAAAAUUCACAACUUGCGAAAUCAAUUCAAUUCUGAGAUGAAAAAACUUGAAAGGAGAGUUGAGGAAACUGGGGACGACACGGAGUCAACUGCAGAAGGAUGCCGGUGGAAACAUUUUCAAUCACUUAGAUUUCUUCAAGAUGUAAUUGAACCACGUCCAGGAGGUUACCAGGCUAAAAAAAUUAAAAUAAGCUCUAAUUUGAAAUAUGACAACAGCAGUGAAGAGGAGACAAAGGAACCUAAUUACAAAGCUUCAAAAGCACGUAAAAAUGAUGUAGUAAUUGAACAAAUCACAGAGUAUCAAUUUGAUGAUGCGACCAUUGUUGACAAUUCGGCGGUAAUUUCGGAGCAUACAUCCACAGAUCGAUCAAUGAAUUUUAAUGAACAUGGCAGUGAAAACAUAAUUUCAACUUUGGGUGCUGAAAGUGAAUCAAACCAUUUUUUCAAUUCUCCAAAAUUAAAUCAACGUCUGCAAAAUGUAAAUCAUGCAGACAUAAAUAAAACUUCUAAAAUUCUGGACAAAAAGUCUGAUUUACAAUUGAAACCUCAAAGCCAAGAGGAUCCCAUAGAAGAACCACAGACUGGUCAAACAAAUUUUUGCUGCCACAAUUUCAAUGCUGGAAUGCAGUAUCACAAAAAUAUUUUAGGUAUAGGAUCUAAACAAAUCAAAGAUAAAAGUAUGUUUAUCAGGUCAAGAGAUGAAUGGGACGCUUUCGGUGAAUUGAUUGCAACAGAGUUUCGUAAUCUCAAUUCAGUUAGUUCAAAAAAAAAACUGAAACGAAAAAUUAUGCAAGCUAUGCUGGAAAUAGGAGAAGAAGAUGAUUCUACUUCAGGAUGUAACUAUUAAAUUUAUCGAUGUUGUAAAUAUAACUUUUAUUAUAUAUUGUGAAGUACUUCUAAAUGAUCUUUUUUAUUAUAUUUUUUUUUACGUAAUGUUGUUGACUUGCAAUAUUUAAAAUUAAAAACGAAAUACGGCAAAUUUCGUGAAGAUACCUCGUCAAAUGAAAGUUUUCCGUACAAGCACUUGAUUCCGAUUGUUUAGUUUGUAUGGCAGCGCUAUGUACACGAUGAUCUGAUCUAAACAAUUAUUUCGAAGAUUACAUUGUUGCCUUAGCAAAUAAUUCAUGCCAAAUUUCGUGAUGAUAUUACGUCAAAUAAACAAGUUUCCCAUAUAAGCACUUGAUUCCGAUUGUUCAGUUUGUACGGCAGCUAUAUGUUUUAAUGGUCCGAUAUCUGCCGUUCCGCAAAUUGACAGCAUCUUAGUGAGGGAAAGACAGGUGCAAAAUUUCAGAAGAUAGCUUAAAAACUGAGGGACUAGUUCGUAUAUAUAGACAGACGGACUAGGCUAAAUCAACUAAGCUCAUCAUGCUAAUCAUUUAUGUAUAUAUUUAAUAAGUCUCCGACGUUUCCUUCUGGGUGUUACAAACUUCGUGGCAAACUUAAUAUACAAUUACUAGUCAAUAGUCUGACGAAACGAAAAUUAAUAGUAUUAAUUCAGAUGAACGUAUUUAGACAUUAUAUCACAAGCGAUGCUUGUGUGCUGUGCACAUUUAAAUAGGGAAAACUACGUCGAAUCAACGGAAUAAUUAAGGUUACCGCCUAUAUUAGCAUUCUAGACGAUUCCCCAAUUCCUAGCUUCAAGAUUUUUGGAUACGCACCCUGGGAUUUGCAAGACAAUGAUCCUAAACAUACCGUCCGCGUUACAAAAUCUUGGUUGGAAAAUAACGGAAUUCGGGCGAUGAAGUGGCCAGUUCAGUCCUCCGAUAUGAACCGCAUCGUAAACUUAUGGACGAUUAAUUGCUCAAAAAGAAACACCAAAAGUUAUAGAUGAAGUUUUAAGUUGAAAGAGUUUGGAACAGCUUUUUUUCGGAUAUUUUAUAUAAUAUAAUUAACCCUAUGCCUGACCGUAUUAAAGCAGUUAUAAAAGUUAAAGGAGACCUCACAAGUUAUUAGUUAUUGAACUAAAUCGCCACAUAUAAUUGUUGACAUUAUUUGUAUGUACUACAACCACCAAAUAUUAUCAAAUCAAUUUAAUCUUGUUUAUGUUAAACAGUUUUUAAAUACGUAUACUUUCGUAAAAAACAUUUCAUUUGAAUGUUUAUUUUUCCAAAGAGGAACUAUAAUGUGAUAUUUUUUACUUACUAUUUCAUAUAUUGUUUGUGGGGUUUAUAUUGGAUAUACCUUCUUCGUUCUUUAAAGUACGGUCGGCCUUUAAUUUAAAAAGUAAGAUCAUAUUCAAUCACUCUUAACAUUUACCAAAUAAAUUCUGUUAUCCCAGUUGAAUUAAUCCAACCCAAUAAAAAUUAUAUUUUCUUGAAA
This is a messenger RNA of Bactrocera oleae (olive fruit fly), 3484 nucleotides long. RefSeq lists its product as uncharacterized. The record is from RefSeq and is a predicted model, not a curated record. NCBI's taxonomy places the organism in Eukaryota, Metazoa, Arthropoda, Insecta, Diptera, Tephritidae.